AUGGAAACAACUGAACUGUGCUACCCCGAGCUUCACAACAUCUCCUGCAGAAAGCCCCAGCGUCUGCAAGACGCUAUGCUUUUCUACAACCUGCUCUGUCUAAUAUCUCUGGUCACAGUUACAAUGAAUCUACUAGUCAUUAUCUCCAUCACACACUUCAGGCAGCUUCAGAGUCCUACCAACCUGCUAAUCCUCUCUCUGGCUGUGUCAGAUUUCCUCGUUGGUCUUUUGCUGAUUCCAGGUGAAAUCCUUUUAACAGACUCCUGCUGGUUCUUAGGAAGUACACUGUGCAUUUUGUAUUACAUGACAGACUUUACCAUAACAUCAUCCUCCAUCGGAAGUAUUAUGCUCAUUUCAAUUGAUCGUUAUUUAGCCAUUUGUGAUCCAUUACAUUACAAUACCAAAGUGACAGUAAACCGGGUUAGGUUCUGUGUUUGUGCUUGUUGGCUCUGUGCUCUCAUCUACAAUAGUCUGAUUUUUACGGAUUAUUUCAUUGAUCCUGAUGCAGUGAGUUCAUGUUAUGGAGAGUGUAUAUUGGUGGUCAGCCAUGUAACUGGAAAUGUUGAUUUAAUCUGCACCUUUAUUGGCCCUAUCACUGUCAUUGUCGUUCUGUAUGUGAGGAUUUUUAUGGUGGUCGUCUCUCAAGCUCGUUCAAUGCAGUCUAAAAUAGUGGCUUUGCAGCAAACUGUGACUAUGUCGGCCAGAAAAUCAGAGCUAAAAGCAGCUAGGACACUUGGAAUAGUUAUUUUAGUUUUCAUAGCGUGUUUAUGUCCCUAUUACAUCCCAUCCUUCACUGGGGAGGACAUUGAAGAGCGCAACAGCACUACAUUUAUUGUUUCCUGGCUAUGGUUAUUAAACUCCUGCGUAAACCCCUUUGUUUAUGCAUCAUUUUAUCCCUGGUUUAGAAAAACUAUCAAAGUAAUUGUAACUUUGGAAAUACUGAAACCUCAUUCUUCUUAUGCUACUGUCCUCUGA
Periophthalmus magnuspinnatus is the source of this 975-nucleotide messenger RNA. RefSeq names its product trace amine-associated receptor 13c-like. The transcript has 2 exons. Gene Ontology annotation, biological process: G protein-coupled receptor signaling pathway. Gene Ontology annotation, cellular component: membrane. The record is from RefSeq and is a predicted model, not a curated record. Gene Ontology annotation, molecular function: trace-amine receptor activity. NCBI's taxonomy places the organism in Eukaryota, Metazoa, Chordata, Actinopteri, Gobiiformes, Gobiidae. The coding region runs from base 1 to 975 and encodes 324 amino acids.